Messenger RNA from Hemicordylus capensis (graceful crag lizard), 3478 nucleotides. RefSeq names its product gamma-secretase activating protein (gene GSAP). The record is from RefSeq and is a predicted model, not a curated record. Gene Ontology annotation, biological process: positive regulation of amyloid-beta formation. Gene Ontology annotation, cellular component: trans-Golgi network. The transcript has 32 exons. Bases 308 to 2767 code for a protein of 819 amino acids. Lineage: Eukaryota; Metazoa; Chordata; Lepidosauria; Squamata; Cordylidae.
GUGACUGCUUCAGUGGGAGGGGCGAGAAGCUCUGGGCAGGGGGCGUCAGACCGUAAAGGCAGAAGAGCACUCGAGCGGGCUUUCUUGAGGGACUGCAAGCGCGGGGCUGUUUGUUAGCUCCGCCCAGAUAGAGGGCAGGGUCAGGUGGUGGCCCUAGCGGAGUGGGCGAUGCUGCUGCGCGUGGGCGCCGCCUUUGAUCCUCGGAGGGAUGUGGCCCCUUGGCUUUCGGAGCAGACUCCGGCAGCUGAGCUCGGAGACUGUAAUGCUGACACUUUGAGCAAGAACUUGGAAACACUGCACAUAGUAAAUGUUGAAAGAAAUGGAAACAUUGUUUAUACCUGGAAGGGCUUUUCCCUCUGGCUAUCUCCUCCAUCAGAAGCAUGACCAUCAGCCACCUGUAUCUCUUUUCUCUUCUUCUGGGGGGAAUCAGAGGCAUACACACAUUGGACUUUAUGAUCUCAGUAGCCGAAAGAAUGAGCACCUGUAUACAUUUGAAAAAGAUUUGCACGUGACUAGCUGUUCAGUAAACAAUGAAAAGACAUUGCUGGCAGCCAGUUUUCUUCAAUCAAUCAAGGAAGAAAGAGUACCUCUCUUUCAACCAGUGUCCAAAUCUCUGACCUUGCUAAUUGAAAUUAACCCAGUUAAUAAUGUGACAGUUUUAAAGGCCGUAGAUAGCUGUGUUAGAGUUCAAUUUCUAUAUCCAGUUGCAGAAACAAAUACUUGCUCAGAGAAUUGUCUCUUACUCAUUUCAGAAGACAAAUAUGUUGAAAAAGUUGACAUCAGAGUUGUCAAAGGAGGACACAAAGUGGUGAUUGAAAGUUCAAACGAUCUCCGAAGAGAGAAGAUUGUUGAUGAUCUCAUUUGGGCCCAGUGGGACAUGCUGGAACAAAGACUAUUCUAUAUUGUACUAAAGGAAUCGAGGGAGACAUUAAAUUGUAUCCAGUUUUAUCCUGAUAAAAACUUUAAACUAAUACUUGAAGCACCUUUGGACAUCUCGCUGGCUGAUAUAGAGUUAAUACUUGUGAAUUUGGACUAUGACCAAGAGAUGAUACCUAAACCUUUGAAUCUACAGGUUUUUACCAAUGAAACAGGAUGUUUAUGCAUAUGUUAUAGCUUUGCUCUUAGUCCUGGAGAACUGUCAUACUCUGUGUCCUUCCUGCAUAAAGGGUAUAGUAAAAUGUACACUGUUGCUCUGGAAAGAACAGAUUCCCUAGAAGUGAAGGAUCUGGCUUUUUUAAAUCUUGACUAUUACAUUGCUGUCUACUUGCCUGGACACUUCCUGCAUCUUCUCAACACUCGGCAUCCUGACCUGACAUGCUAUAACUUCUUUCUGACAGGUGAGGAUGCGGAAAUUAAUGGAUUGCACUCUAGCUCCAUCCUUUCUCCUCUCAAGUCUAUGGUCUUGGAUCGCAGCACAGGGAGAAUGUUUACCCUUGAAAUUAGCAAGCCAGCCGUGUUGCAAUUUCUAUGGAACAGCAAGUUGGAUAGUGAGAGACUGGCAGCACUGCACUGUGUGCUCCUGCAUAUCGGCAGUACAGUGGACUUGGAAACCCAGGUUAUCCAGUGGAUUUCUGAUAAUAUGUCAGCUUGUUUGGCGUUUGACCCCAUACAGGAAUUUAUCGUCGGUUCUUUGUAUUGGAGAAUGUGUCCAGAGGCCAUCAACCUGGAUAAACUUCUACCAUACACAUCAUUGCAAUGCUGGAAUGAGCUUGUCCCUGGAAUAAUUUGUAAAACUCACAUUAUCUCCUUACCUGUAUUAAAGGUGCAAAACUGUAAAGGCUUCUGGGGGAAACUGAGUUCAAGCUUGGAAUGUGUGAAGUAUGCAGAACCUUGCUUGCAUUUCAACAGCAAGGUGCUGAGAAAAGAAUGGGAUAAACUACUUUCAGAUGAGAGAACCGAAGAGAGAAUGGCAACAUAUAUGAAAAAUAUAUUUGAAAAUGCAAAACAGGUGCUUCACAACUUAAAUACAUGGAAUACAGAAGAAAAGCGAGUUCCUUUCUUUCAAGAUGAUGACUACCAGCAACAACUGCUAACGGGACUGAUGGUUGCACAGUUGAAAGAACAUCUUGUAAGACAUCUACAAUAUGUUGGGAAAAAGAAGAUUGACCAGAUAGCUGUGGAUUAUGUGUCAAAAUUGCUGGAUCUAAUAUGCUGGAUAAUGGAGAGUGUUUGGAAAAAAUAUAGUCUCAGUUCCUGGGUCCUCGCAUUUGGGCAGCAGGGCAGCUCGGAUGAGACUGCUGUGUUUCGCAUCAUGUGUCAGAUUCUUCAAGCUGCAAAAGGAAUGUGUUUGCCUCUUCCUCCUGGAUUUUGUACUCUGCAUAUAGGGUUGGGAGUGCGGUGUCUCCCUUCACACACAUUCCUGCAUUACAUUGACCAUGGAGUGCUACACCUGACAGAUAUGUGUGUCUUGAAACUUUUGAAAGAGCUGGAUGACACUGAAAAGAAUACAAAGCUAAAACUGAGUGUCCUCACAAGGCUUCCUAAGGCAAUUGGUCACAAGGUUGGUCAGCAGUGGAAUCAUUCUGCCAGCUCCAACAAUACCGCAAGGAACUAUGUUAAACUCUUGCUUGAGAAGCUCAGGAACAAAAAGCAUAAAUUAAGAGUAAUGGACAGAUUAUCAGCCGAAACUGAGUUUCUUCCACUCCGCUAUUUAGUCAAUAUGCUGGCAGAGGCGGAGCAUCAAGGAUGGAUGGAACAAAAUAACGUGAAUGCAAGAUUUGUUGAAGAGCUAGCACUGAAACACACUACAGUGCUCUUGGGUCUUUAGUAACUGAGAGACAUGGAAUAUACAAUUACUUCAUCAGCUUCCCAGCCCUGCUACCAAGCGUACAACAAGAGAGGAGAGAGAAUUGUUGGGUUUCGAAACCAAUUUUUCUCCUUUCUUUUCAGGAGAAAUACUGACGUGCUGGUUGCUGUUUAAAGUUCAGUAUAACAAUUAUCUCAUUGUUCAUAAUGAACAUAGGAUAUGUCUAUGAAGUUGCUGUACCCCCAAAGCCGCCAUUCCUGAGGAGCUGCAAGCAUGUACCAAAGUACAAUUUAUUUGUCUGUGUUAUAAAUCAGUUUCUUCCAUGCAAGAAACUAAGUGUGAAUUGAGGAAGAAGAAAAUGACUAUACAGUACAGCAGUAAAACUGGCACAUGCAGAGGUAUAGAGGAAGGUGUAUUUAAAUAGUAUUGUAUAAAUCUUGGAUGCUAAAUAUAGUGGUCUUUGUUGUAAAUAAUGGGUUUUGUUGGAUAUAAAUCCAUCUUUCUUGUAACUAAUCUAAAGUGCUGUAUGUGUGUUGCACAUAAUUGCAGCACAAAAAAGGGAGCCAAGCUUCUGUGGGGGCAUAUUUAUUGCAAUACCUUGAAUAGAAAUAUUCUGCUUUGUUUUCUGCUGAGCAUAGUCCCAUGAAAAUUAAGGACUUUUAAAUCCCAUUUAUCUGGUGGAAGAGAGGGAAAUGUCUUCUAUUGAAAUAAAUAGAUCCUUAAAGUACUGUA